Molecule: messenger RNA, 1660 nt
Organism: Chondrus crispus (carragheen)
Lineage: Eukaryota; Rhodophyta; Florideophyceae; Gigartinales; Gigartinaceae
Product: glycerol kinase
Exons: 4
Coding region: 1-1596 (531 amino acids)
Biological process (GO): triglyceride metabolic process; glycerol-3-phosphate biosynthetic process; glycerol metabolic process
Cellular component (GO): mitochondrion
Molecular function (GO): glycerol kinase activity
Source: RefSeq, a predicted model, not a curated record
AUGUCCGAUCAUGUCAUCGCCCUCGACCAAGGGACCACCUCGACCCGCGCCAUCCUCUUCACCGGGACAGGAGACAUUGUGAGCUCUUACCAGCUCGGUCAUGUCACCCACACCCCCCAUCCCGGCUGGGAGGAGCACGAUCCUAUGCUCCUUCUGUCCAACUCUAAGCAAUGCAUCGACAUGUGCGUCAGCGAAGCCGGCGAAAGAGGCGUGCUCCUUUCUCAGAUCGUCGCCAUUGGCGUCACUAACCAGCGCGAAACGACCGUGGUUUGGGAUCGUCGAACGGGGCAGCCAUUCUGCAACGCCAUCUUGUGGAAAGACGCCCGCACAAGCACCACCGUUGAGGAGAUCGCCUCGGAGAUAACCACCCGCCAGGUUAUUGACACCACAGGUCUCCGCCCGUCUACCUACUUCUCUGGUGUCAAGAUGCGCUGGAUGAUCGCAAAUGUCCCCGGCGUCAAGGAGGCCGUCGCCGACGGCACUGCCAUGUUCGGUACCAUUGAUACUUGGCUGGUGUGGAACCUCUCGGUGGAAGCCGCUUAUGUCACCGACGUCACCAACGCCGGCAGAACCAUGCUCAUGGACAUCCGCGACCGCAAGUGGGAUAAGACCAUGAUGGACUUGAUUGGCGUCAGUCCCGCAGUGCUUCCAGACAUUCGCUCAUGCUCCGAACUCUUUGGCACUAUGAGAGACACCGUACUCAAGGGCGUCCGUAUCGCCGGCAUCAUCGGCGAUCAACAAGCCGCUCUUGUUGGUCAAGCCUGUUUUAAUGUCGGCGAGCUAAAGAACACCUAUGGUACAGGGUGCUUUUUAAUCGUCAAUACUGGUGAGGAGCCGAAGUUCAGCAACCACAGGCUCCUCACUACUCCUGCCUAUCAGAUGGGCCCGAACGCGAAAUGCAUUUAUUCCCUCGAGGGUAGUGUUGCCGUUGCUGGUGCCGUCAUUGAGUGGAUGAAGGAUAAGUUGGAUUUUAUCAACCACGCCAGCGAAAUUGAGGCCCUCGCCAGCAGUGUACCGGACACAGGUGACGUGUAUUGCGUGCCGGCGUUUUCGGGCUUGUUCGCUCCAAGAUGGAGAGAUGACGCACGCGGCGUGUUUACAGGUAUCACCUUGUCAACGACGAAAGCUCAUAUGGCCCGUGCCAUGCUCGCGGGCAUCACACAUCAGGUAAAUGACGUUGUCAGGGCGGCUUCGGAAGACAUGGGUGCAGACAUUACAGAAUUGAGGGUGGACGGGGGUGCCUCGGUUUGCAAUUUGUUGCUGGAGAUGCAAGCUAAUAUCACCGGCACUUCCACGACGGCUUUAGGUGCCGCUUUUGCUGCAGGUCAUGCUGUCGGCCUCUUCCAAUCGGAAGAAGAAUUCGCACAUCACUGGGCCGCAGACAGGACAUUUACACCCCAAAUCACAGAGGAACAACGUAACACUGAAUUGUGUAAGUGGGAAGCCGCAGUUGAGCGGUCGCUCGGAUGGACAAAAGUUGGGAACCAAAUCUCGAGGCCGUGGUGGAAGCCACCGAUGAACUUUGUAGUCCCUGUGAUUUCGGCUGUCAGUGCAUCGGUCGUGACAGCUCUGAUCAUUUCACAUAAGCAAAAGUAAUGCGUUCUCUGCGUAGACCUUGUCACUCAUGUUUAUAAAUUUAACUAUGCCGCUUCUCUGCUCA